UGAAAUUACUAUUCUUUUGUACAAAGGGCCAGUUCAUACCUCUGUGUCAAUAGAUUACGAAGAAUCUUGGAAUAUCAGGCCCAUGGAAGAUUUCACACCCUAACUAACGUAUCUCCUUCUUUUGCCUCUAUCGCCGGCCACCUUGAGAGUAGAGCUUUGAGAACUUGAAUAUAUUUUUCAACAAUGAUUUCUUUACACCAAAGCCAUAUAUUAGCUGGGUGUUGCAGAUAUAAUCCAAUUAUACGCACCAUGAACUGAUCAGGAUCCCGCAAGAUCUGAUAUUCUUGCCUGCCUCAUGUUUCAAUGGAUGACACUGUACUUAUAAACUACAAGGGAUCAAGUGGCCGGCAGCCAAAAUCAUCGGAUGAUAACGAUAAGAAGAUGAUGCAUCGGGAGAUGGAGCGGAAAAGAAGGAAGGAGAUGGCCACACUACAUGCCUCACUCAGGUCUCUUCUCCCUCUUGAGUUCAUCAAGGGCAAGCGUUCAAUGUCAGACCACAUGAACGAGGCUGUGAAUUAUAUAAGCCAGCAACAGAAUAAGAUCAAGGAAUUGGGUGCAAAGAGGGAUGAGCUAAAGAAGACCAAUUCGAUUGCUCUUGACCCAGCUGAGAGUGGAACCUCCAGUACUGUCUGUCCAACAACGUUUGUUAUGGUCCGCCCAUGUUCGGGGGGUGUUGAGAUUAUGGUUAAUAGUAGCUUCGCAGAGGAAGGAUUGCCUCUAUCAAGUGUUCUCCAAGCACUACUUGAGGAAGGGCUUGUUGUUGAUAGAUGUCUUUGUACAAAAGUGAAUGAACGGUUAAUAUACACCGUCCAAUCUCAGGUAAGUGACAUGAAAAGUACUAUAGAUCUACCUGGGCUGCAACAAAAGCUUACCAAAGCGAUUCCAUUGUCAAAGAAGAUUCCCAACUAACAAUUUGUGUGUUCACUUAUAAGGUUUUCUGACAUUCCACUCUCGGGUUAAUUCAAACUUUGCUUGAAUGCGAAAAUAGUUAAUUUCUCUACUAUAACAUCUUCAGAAAAUAUUAGUGGCUUAUCUGUUUGGGUACUC
Molecule: messenger RNA, 1047 nt
Organism: Alnus glutinosa
Lineage: Eukaryota; Viridiplantae; Streptophyta; Magnoliopsida; Fagales; Betulaceae
Product: transcription factor bHLH36
Exons: 3
Coding region: 304-909 (201 amino acids)
Biological process (GO): regulation of transcription by RNA polymerase II
Cellular component (GO): RNA polymerase II transcription regulator complex
Molecular function (GO): DNA-binding transcription factor activity, RNA polymerase II-specific; RNA polymerase II transcription regulatory region sequence-specific DNA binding; protein dimerization activity
Source: RefSeq, a predicted model, not a curated record